AGGAAAUUGCUGAUAUCUUGUCAGAAGAAGAAGAAGAUACUUUUGAUGUAAAAGAAUGUUGUACUAAAUGCCAACAACGAUUCUGUUCCAUCAGAGCUCUUCGUCGAAGAUUUCCAAUCACCACAUGGCUUCCUCAUUACUCAUUGGCUGAUCUUAAGGGGGAUGUAAUUGCUGGUGUGACUGUAGCUCUGACUGUUAUUCCACAGGGUCUAGCUCUAGCUGCAUUAGCUGGAUUACCUCAACAGUAUGGGCUGUACACUGCUUUUAUGGGCUGUUUUAUGUAUGUCAUAUUUGGAAGCUGUAAGGACUUGACAAUAGGACCUACAGCUAUAAUGUCAAUUAUAGUCUCUGAACAUGUCCAUGUUGGAGGAAUUACUUACUCAGUGUUGCUCACCUUUCUCUGUGGAUCCAUCCAACUGUUAAUGGGGAUUCUUAACUUAGGGUUUUUAAUAAAUUUUAUAUCUGCACCAGUGAUUAGUGGCUUUACGUCUGCAGCUGCAAUUACCAUUGCUACAACUCAGUUGAAGGGUAUAUUUGGUCUGAGUUUUAGUUCUGAAGGAUUUAUAGACACUUUACAUCAUUUGUUUGACAACAUUUCUAGCACUAACAUUGCUGACAUGUUAUUGGGAUUUUGUUCUGUGAUUUUAUUAGUCAUUAUUAAGCAUUUUAAAGAUAGGAAAUUUUCGGAAGAUUCCACACUUUCUUCUGCAGUUAGAAAAGUGCUGGAGAUAACUUGGAUGAUAAUAGCUACAGCUAGGAAUGCUCUCCUGGUGCUGAUCUGUGGUGGAGUAGCAGCUAUUCUUCUAGCUUACAAUUACAAACCAUUCACACUGACCAAAGAUGUUCCUCCAGGACUACCUGGAUUUCAUCCGCCAGCCUUUUCCUAUUAUGAUAAUUCAAGCAAUGCAACCUUGCACAAGAAUUUUAUAGACAUCUGUAAGGACCUUGGGUCAGGAAUCAUCAUUAUUCCUUUACUUUCCCUCCUAGAAGCUAUAGCCAUAGCUAAAGCAUUUUCCAAGGGUAAAAAGCUUGAUGCUACACAGGAAAUGAUUGCUUUAGGUAUUUGUAACGUGAUGGGAUCUUUUGUCUCGGCAUACCCUGCAACUGGAAGUUUUUCUAGAACUGCAAUAAAUAAUAAUACUGGAGUGAGAACACCACUAGGGGGCUUGUUCACAGGUGGAACUGUGAUUCUUGCCCUUGCUGUCCUCGCUCCUUUCUUCAAGUACAUUCCCAAUGCUACACUGAGUGCUAUGAUCUUUACAGCUGUUCUUUACAUGGUUCAUUACCAAGAUGUCAUAGUAAUGUGGAGGAGCAACAAACCUGAUUUACUUCCUUGGGGAGUUACCUUUGUCUUCUCUUUCAUCCUUGGUCUUGAGUAUGGAAUUAUUUUAGGAGUGGCCAUUGCUAUGAUAAUGCUACUCUACACAACUGCAAGACCAAAGGUUAACAGUUCUAUAAAACAGACAUCUGAAGGUUUCAAUUACCUGUUUGUGAAACCUGACCGUACAGUACUAUUCCCUUCGGCUGAAUACUUCAGGACCAAAGUUACCAAAGCAUUUCCAAGCAAAAAUACGACACUUGAUGAUGAACUAUGCACAGUGGUUAUAGAUGGAGAAUAUCUCACAGAAAUAGAUUACACCAUGGCAGUGGGGGUGAAGAAUAUGAUCGAAACAUUCAGAAAAGAUGAUGUGAUAACGAUUUUCACCAACCUCAAGCCUUCCAUAAUCAGAACACUUCAAGGAACUCGGCCCUCGGUGUUUCACUACUGCAGAUCGAUAGACCAAGUUCAAAGUGUUAUUGAUCGUUAUGCCAAAACACAAGAUGAAAAUGAGGAUGCAAGUGGUGAGGAAAAAAAGAGUAAUUUUCCUCAUAAUUAUCCUACAACCAAUAGUUUCCAACCGCUCAUUGGUGAAGGAGGCACAGAUCUGGUAGAUGAAGAAGAAAAUCAAGAUGGGGUAGAUAAAGAGGCGAACCAAAUUGUUGAAAUUCCAAACUCAUCAGUGUGCUAAGUGAUUAACUUUGUUCUUGCUGUAUGUUGUACUUCUAUAAAAUAAGACGGAAGUUUACGAGAAAGUAAAAAAUAGGUGGCAGUGUAGUUAUUGUUAGAAUUUUUAGAUUUAUAUAUUUUGUACGGUGUUAAACUGUAUUACAAAAAAUAGAACAGUGUUAGAGAUCCUAAUCUCAGACAUUAAAAAAAGAAAGGUUUGAUUUAUAUUUGUUCAUCAUGAACACAGUGUAAACUUGACUGGUGAACUGGCGCUAUUGACUCGUUUGGUGCCUUUAACUAAUUAUAUUGAAAUUGAAAAAAAUCAAAUCCAAGGAUUAUUAACUUAAAAUCAAGUCAAGUAACAGCAAAAAGAAAAA
This is a messenger RNA of Limulus polyphemus (Atlantic horseshoe crab), 2364 nucleotides long. Its product is annotated as sodium-independent sulfate anion transporter-like. Gene Ontology annotation, cellular component: membrane. Gene Ontology annotation, biological process: transmembrane transport. The annotation marks the transcript as partial. Gene Ontology annotation, molecular function: sulfate transmembrane transporter activity. The record is from RefSeq and is a predicted model, not a curated record. NCBI's taxonomy places the organism in Eukaryota, Metazoa, Arthropoda, Merostomata, Xiphosura, Limulidae. The transcript is spliced from 19 exons.